Abrus precatorius (Indian licorice) is the source of this 1458-nucleotide messenger RNA. RefSeq lists its product as uncharacterized. Bases 35 to 883 code for a protein of 282 amino acids. NCBI's taxonomy places the organism in Eukaryota, Viridiplantae, Streptophyta, Magnoliopsida, Fabales, Fabaceae. The record is from RefSeq and is a predicted model, not a curated record. The transcript has a single exon.
ACAGCUUCUCUUGUUCCCCAGAGUCAAGAAGCCCAUGAGACGAGAAACGGAGACAGAUAACAUAACCCGAGUCAGGUCCGAACCCGGACCCGAUUCUCUCUAUUCAUGCGUCACACUCCUUACGCGCCGCGCCUUCAGCGCCUGUCACGAGAUGGCUACUCGGGUCCCAAGAUCCGACCCGAACAUCGCACUCCAACUCGACCAAAUCCUCGCCAUAGCUGACGUCCUCUCCGCCGCCGAACACCGCCACGGCAUCGGCCACCAUCGCGACUGGUACUCCAUCCUCCAGCUCCGCCCGGACGACGCUGCCGCGAACCGCGACCUCGCUCGUCAACGGUUCAAGACGCUGGUGCGCCUCCUCGACCCGAACAAGAACAAGUUCCCCCUCGCCGACGACGCGCUCAUGCGCGUGCGCGAGGCGUGGUUUGUUCUCUCUGACUCGGCCCGAAAGGACCGGUUCGACCGCGAGAUCCGUGAGGCCGCGACGUCGUUUUGGACAAUGUGCCCUUACUGCUGGUACCUGCACCAGUACGAGAGGAAAUACGAGGAUUGCACUCUGAGGUGCGCGAAUUGCCGGAGGACGUUUCACGGCGAGGCGGUGAGGCCGCCGCCGCCGGAGACGGUGGUGGAGGGGAAGGAGCAGUACUAUUGCUACCACGUGAGUUUUCCCCUUAGGUACCCUGUCGAUGAAGAACGACUUCGUUUCGGUAGCGAUUAUGAGGAUAAGGGGAAUGGAGUGAACGACAAUGCGCUGAGCGGUGGGAGAAAGAGGUUGAGGAUUAAAACGGUGGCUAAUAGGGUGAGAAUGAAAGGGUAUGUUGAUGGCAAUAGUGACUCGGAUUUGGAUGCAGAUGAAAAGGAUGGAAAUGAUUUUGGAACUUAGAGAAGUCAGAAUUUUGCCACUUCUGUGUAGUCGCAGAUGUAGCGAAAAUGGAAAACCUAAAAUGGACACUUGUUAGUGUACCUGUUGAUUAUGUGCUCCUUUUUUGGUUUGCAAGUGAGGCAUGCAUUGCUUGUAUUUUGCAGUUUUUGCAAUGCCGCUUCUGUUAAUUGUAAUCUGUACAUACUCUGAAUGUGUUAGUUUUAAAGGGAUGACAAGGUGAAUAGCAUUUAUGAACUGGGCUUCUGAUCUUCAAGAAAAUUUAGUUCUUUUCCUCAGUUUGUUCGGAAAAUGUUAAUUUUUUAACUGAAUAAUGGCCAAACAAAUGUAUUAUGUUAAUUACUUGAUAAUUGCUAGGAAUCACAGAAACACAGAAUUAUGGUUAAUUUGUUUCACGUGAUGAACGAAUAAAAAUUAUGGCAAACUUGAUUACAUCUUGUUUGAACAUAACAGGCAAACAAAUUGAGGAAAACGAUUUCUUUUAUUUUUAUGAUAUAUUUUGGCAUUUCAGUUGUACAAAAUUUGGCCCUCGCCAUCAUUUUAUGCCUCACUCUCCGGAGGCUUUGAUAUAUUUGGAU